CACUUACGAUGGGAGGUUAACGGUGGCUGCAGCAGAGAGAGAGAGAGAGAGAGAGAGAGAGAGGGCUGAACCGAUGCGCAAAAACGAGAUGCCGGAGCAGCGCGUGCGGGAGGAAGCGUCCAGGUCCAGUUCAGCAUCCACUCAGGUUUCCCCUCACCUCCACGGCGAUCCCAGAUCAUAUGAAGAACAUAUGAAGAUGUUUUGGGCAUCAUCUCAGGAAUCCGAGAUUUGCAUCUCCAGGAGUGCGUUAGACCCCCGACUGUGAGACUCCUGGACUGUGGAUUUAAAGGGAAUUGAUGCCUGUUGAAGCUUCAACUAUUUUACCCAAAAACAACUCCUGGAAAUCUGGAUGUAGUUUCUGAUCUAAGGGCAUCGAGUUCAGAAAGCGUCGAGCAGCAUCAGUAUCAGCCGAAGCAGCAGAAAGAGCAGUAUCACAGUGGCUCCCCCUUCAGGCCUGUCUGUAGAGGUGCCGCAUGGCCGAGAGCCCGACACGCUGCAGCACGCAGGAGCACGUCCAGAAGGUGAAGUCAGAGUCAAGCAGAAAAACACAUGAGAUGGAGGUCAAAGGUCACCUGAUCACCGGGCCUGAGCUGCAGGGCACCCCAGACAAUAAGCAGCGUGCUGAGCGAAUGGUGGAGCUGCAGGAGAGACGGAGGAGCCUUCAGGCUUUACUUAACACCCGUCUGGCUGAGCUCAGGCGUGUGUGUCUCCAGGAGGCGGAACUGACUGGAGAACUUCCCGGCGAGUUUCCUUUGGAAGCAGGAGAAAAUCCUCCUCAUGUGCGGAGGAGAGUCGGUCCGGCUCGCUCCGGCUCCAAGAACAAUUUAAAAAUCGAGGAGGAAGACGCGAAUCAGCGCAAAACGAAAAAGACUCUGUUCAGCGGCACCCUCCGCAGGCACACCGAGGCGGAGCAACAGCUGGUACACGGAAAGAGGACGACGGUUCACAGGGGAUGUCACACAGAGAACACCGUGAGGUCAGAGAGCAGCUCCACGUCCAAUUCCACCAGCCAGGAGAACGAGGACGUCUCUGAUGGUCCGUCUCCUUCUCAGCACCGACUGGUCCCGGGGAGCCCAGACAGCAGGUUCUGUCGGAAACUCUCCCCCGUGGAGAUCUACUACGAGAUGAAAGCCAGACGCAACUCGGUGUCCAGCUCAGCAAGCCCGAACCGCUCUCUCCCUCGGAGCAUAUCCAAUCUGGAGGGCCGGAGCGUCCCGGCAACACCCCAGUUGACCCGAAAUGGGCCGAUUGGUGUGCAUAUCAGGUCUGAAUCGUCCAGCAGCACCUCGGCGUUGAAGCAGCGAUCUGAGAAUCCCGAAAUGCUGCCUGUUCCAUCUCAGGACACUUUAUCCUCUGGGCACUUGGGGAGCUCGUACAGCGCUCAGACACGACGCAGUAACAGCUCCGACGCGCUCCUGGACCGCUGUGUGGACGAAAGUCAGCUAUCGGGUCCUAUGACUCGAAACGGGUCUCAUAAGAGCUCGGAGGCGCUGCUGGACGGCCGUUUGAAGCAGACGAACGGACACGGCGAGUUGACCCGCGUCCGCUCCGUGUCGGGUGGCCGUGGUACGAGCAGCUCCGGCGGAGGCUACAGUGAUGUCCUGCUGGACUAUGUGUGGGGGAAGCAGCAGAAGAUGCAGCAGAUGGCACAGCAACAACAGCAGCAGCAGCAACAGCAGCAGCAGAGGCUACAGGCUCACAACAGUAUAAAAGCACGGGCCUGGCACGAAGUGCCCUCAAUACCCCCUCCACCUUACAUGAAUGGAUUCUCCUCAUCUCAGGGUGUGAUUCUGAGCUCAGGACCACCAGCUUACAGCCCACUGAUGCUACGGGGAAAACCGGGCGAACCUCGGCGGGUCAAGGUGAGCCGAACCAAAUCCUGCGGGCCUUUUAUUCCCGUGCAGCAAGGCUACACGGAGAUCCCUGUAGCUAACGGACACAACGCGAUGGGACACUUGCAGCCACGGCAAAGACCCCCAAACUACAACACCGAGUUGUCUUCGGGCUCCGGACCGCAGGACGAACCUACACGCCACCUGCACAAAGCCCUGGCGCUCGAAGGGCUGAGAGACUGGUACCUACGCAAUGCGCUGGGGCAGCCAGGAACGUGCACGGGGAAAAGCCAGGAGGGGGCGCCAUCUCAGCGCAGGCGAACCACAGCCUCGCUGCACCCUAUACACCCACCACUUAAACAACAGGCCCAGUCGUUUCAGGGAGACACGCCGUACACACACAUGUCCCAGUCUGCUACGUUCCACGGACAUCCGUUACGGUCUGCGGAUUUGUCUUCGUACCAAGACACCUUCUCUUCCAAAAUGGAGGACCUGGCUUUGAAGGAGACGAAUAAUGACAGACCAAGCCCAGGCACACUCGUCUAGCAAACACACACACACACACACACACACACAGAAGUGUGUAUAAACACUGGGCGCAGAAAAGCGGCGCAAUGAGAACGGACUCGUUUUACAAACAACAGAUUCCUAGAACUUUACCACACGUUCCCGCUCUCACAACAUUACACUUUGGAGUCGGAAAAAAGAACCCAGACGGACAACGAAAACACGUUUCGAAUCAUUUUGUUCAGCCGUUUUAACACGUUUUUUUUUUUAAGUACGAUCACGGAGAAGACCCGAGCCGGGCGACUCUUCCUGAGGUAGCACAUCGUCUUCAAAUCAUGAAUCACGUCUCUGUUAUUCGCUCUGUAAUCGCUCCGAUAUUCUGUAUUUAUCAUCUAGUGAAAUCAGUAUUGGAUUUUCAGGUCUUUCUCUAUAUAGCAACUCAGAUGACCUCUUUUUUUAAUGAAAAAAUAGGGGGUCAGGAUCUUUUCUAAUCAAUCUUUACAAAAAAAGAAUCCUAUGCAAAUCAUAAUCGAGAUGACUAAGGGGAAAGAAAACAAAUGGGUGGACUUUGAUAUGUGAUUGUUUCCAUUUUCUAACAAAAAUCGUUCAACCAAAUCGUGAAAAAAAAUACGAUUUGUAUGGAUAUGGAUUUCUUAAGUAUUAAACCAAUUUUCAAUUCUGAA
Silurus meridionalis is the source of this 3022-nucleotide messenger RNA. RefSeq names its product coiled-coil domain containing 120a (gene ccdc120a). The record is from RefSeq and is a predicted model, not a curated record. NCBI's taxonomy places the organism in Eukaryota, Metazoa, Chordata, Actinopteri, Siluriformes, Siluridae. The coding region runs from base 474 to 2378 and encodes 634 amino acids. The transcript is spliced from 13 exons.